This is a messenger RNA of Aspergillus nidulans FGSC A4, 2775 nucleotides long. Its product is annotated as putative mRNA splicing factor RNA helicase (Prp16). The transcript has 2 exons. Gene Ontology annotation, biological process: mRNA splicing, via spliceosome. Gene Ontology annotation, molecular function: nucleic acid binding; hydrolase activity; nucleotide binding. NCBI's taxonomy places the organism in Eukaryota, Fungi, Ascomycota, Eurotiomycetes, Eurotiales, Aspergillaceae. The coding region runs from base 1 to 2775 and encodes 924 amino acids. The record is from RefSeq and is a predicted model, not a curated record. Gene Ontology annotation, cellular component: spliceosomal complex; nucleus.
AUGGCCUCAAACGAGCCUCCGGCGAAGAGGCUGAAAAGCUCGAACCUCCCGCCUGCCCUCCGCGAUGCAAAGCGCAAAGAUAUCGACAACUGGGAGACAAACCGGAUGCUGACCUCCGGAGUCGCCCAGAGACGCGAUUUUGAUGGCGACUUUUUGCCCGAAGAUGAAGAGGGAACUCGCGUCCAUCUACUUGUCCACGACCUCCGCCCACCCUUUCUCGAUGGCCGCACGAUCUUCACCAAGCAGCUGGAGCCUGUCUCCGCUGUCCGAGAUCCCCAAAGUGACAUGGCUGUUUUUAGUCGAAAGGGCAGUAGGGUUGUGCGAGACCGGCGACAGCAGAGGGAGCGCCAAAAGCAGGCGCAGGAAGCGACGACGGUUGCUGGCACCGCGUUGGGAAAUCUGAUGGGCGUGAAGGAAGAUGAAGGGGAUACUGCUGUCGCGAUGCCUGUGGAGGAGGUCUAUAAAGGCGGAAAUAAAUUUGCGCAUCAUAUGAAAAAGCAGGAUGAAGGUGGGCAGAGCUCGUUUAGUAAGAGCAAAACACUUCGCGAGCAACGAGAAUUCUUACCGGCAUUCGCUGUACGGGAGGAUCUCUUACGGGUUAUACGUGAUAAUCAGGUGGUGGUAGUGGUUGGGGAGACUGGUUCCGGGAAGACGACACAACUCACUCAAUUUCUUUACGAGGAUGGUUACGCUAAAUUUGGAAUGAUCGGAUGCACACAGCCCCGUCGAGUCGCGGCAAUGAGUGUUGCCAAACGCGUUAGUGAAGAGAUGGAAGUUGACCUGGGAGAUCUUGUCGGAUACGCUAUCCGCUUUGAGGACUGCACUGGUCCGAACACGGCUAUCAAAUAUAUGACUGAUGGUGUCCUUCUUCGAGAGUCACUUGUUCAGACUGACCUUGACAAGUACUCCUGUAUCAUCAUGGAUGAGGCGCACGAGCGGGCACUGAAUACGGAUGUGUUGAUGGGUCUUUUGAAGAAGAUCCUGGCCCGCCGAAGGGAUUUGAAGUUAAUUGUCACAUCAGCCACGAUGAAUGCUGAGCGAUUCUCACGGUUCUUUGGCGGUGCUCCGGAAUUCAUCAUCCCUGGAAGAACGUUCCCCGUCGACGUCCAUUUCUCUCGCACACCCUGCGAAGACUAUGUGGAUAGCGCUGUCAAGCAGGUCUUGGCUAUCCACGUUUCACAAGGCCCUGGAGACAUUCUUGUUUUUAUGACUGGGCAGGAAGAUAUUGAAGCGACCUGCGAACUAGUUGAUGAACGGCUGAAGCUGUUGAACGAUCCGCCAAAACUUAGCAUUCUACCGAUUUACAGUCAGAUGCCGGCGGAGCAGCAGGCAAAGAUCUUCGAACGAGCAGCCCCAGGGGUGCGCAAGGUGAUAGUAGCAACCAACAUUGCUGAAACCAGUCUUACCGUUGAUGGUAUUAUGUUUGUGGUAGACUCAGGCUACUCCAAACUCAAAGUAUACAAUCCCAAAAUGGGCAUGGAUACCCUUCAAAUUACGCCGAUUUCACAAGCGAAUGCGAACCAGCGUUCUGGAAGAGCCGGUCGAACAGGCCCUGGUAAAGCAUAUCGACUCUACACGGAGGUGGCAUACAAAAAUGAGAUGUACCUGCAAACUAUUCCAGAGAUUCAGCGAACCAGCCUCUCUAAUACGGUCCUUCUUCUCAAAUCCCUCGGCGUGAAAGAUCUACUUGACUUCGAUUUUAUGGACCCUCCACCUCAAGAAACAAUUUCUACCUCUCUUUUCGAACUCUGGUCUCUAGGAGCUCUCGACAACCUGGGUGAUCUUACGCAUUUGGGGCGGCAAAUGACACCCUUUCCAAUGGAUCCUCCUCUCGCAAAGCUCAUUAUUACGGCCGCGGAGCAAUAUGGUUGCAGCGAGGAAAUGCUCACGAUCGUCUCGAUGCUUUCUGUGCCCAACGUCUUCUACCGCCCCAAAGAGCGACAGGAAGAAUCUGACGCCGCACGCGAGAAAUUCUUCGUCCCCGAAUCAGAUCAUUUAACGCUCUUACAUGUCUACACACAGUGGAAAUCAAACGGGUAUUCGGACCACUGGUGCACAAAGCAUUUCCUGCACGCAAAGACCCUCCGCCGUGCCAAGGAAGUCCGCGACCAGCUGAACGAUAUAAUGGUCAUGCAGAAACUGCCCCUCAUCUCCUGCGGGACAGACUGGGAUGAGAUUCGCAAGUGUAUUUGCUCGGGUUUCUAUCACCAGGCUGCAAGAGUUAAAGGAAUCGGCGAAUUUAUCAACCUACGCACUAGCGUUAGCAUGGCACUCCAUCCAACCAGUGCGCUUUAUGGGCUAGGCUAUGUGCCCGAGUAUGUCGUCUACCACGAACUCAUCCUCACGAGUAAAGAAUAUAUGUCUACCGUUACCGCUGUUGAUCCACAUUGGCUCGCUGAACUAGGCGGCGUCUUCUACAGCGUCAAAGAGAAAGGCUACUCUCACCGCGAGCGCCGCGUCACAGAACAAGAGUUCAACCGCCGCAUGGAGAUUGAGUCGCAGAUCGCCGCGGACCGUGAGCGCGCUGCCGCAGAGAAACGGCGCGAAAAGGAGAAAACGGAAUUAUCGAGACGCAAAAAUGAAGUUGAGGUUGGUGGGGGGAGGCCUGGGGUUGGGUCUGUUGUGCGCAGGCCGGCGGUUGCGGGCAGGAAGAUUGGUGGGUUAACGGCUUCGUCGUCUACGGGGCGGAAUGGGACCUCAUCUGGCGGUAACGGUAGUGGAGGGAGUGUGGUCAAGAAGCCACAGAUUAAGCGCAAGCCGGGACGCGCGUUCUGA